GCUUCGGUGUGCAGUGACUCACUACAGGGACGUCGGGGCAUGUUUGAGACGAGAUAACAAACGUCCCAGCCGGGAAAGGAAGAUUCAUCAGUCAAAAAGUGUGGGGGCGAUGCAUUGCAAAUGGUGAAUGUAGUCAAUAUUGCAGGAGCGCACAUCUCGGUGGGCGUUUUCGCGUUACUUCUUCAAAAAAGACAUUCUCCAAUGGAAAGCAACGCAAAAGAAGAGCUCUCAUGUUGUAACGGCAUGGAUUUAAGAGUGCUGGUAGUAGUGUUCAGCAUGGUUGCCUCUGAACUGUCUCACGUUCACACUAGACCAAUUGACUUUGUGUGUGACAGUGAGGCCAGAAGAAUGAUGAACAAGGUGAAGGACUUACAAGUGGAAAUGGUAGUCUGCAGUGCUGUUGAUGCUCUGCCGUCUGAUAUUAAAUUACCAUGCAUCAGAAUUCACAAAGCAACCUGGGAGAGAAAAUCAGUGCAUGAGCAGAGGGCUGAGAUCCUGCUGUCUUUGGGGACUCUAGCGCAGGAUGUGCGGUCUGCCAGGACACUCAGCCAACCUGGCUGUGGACUCACUCUGCUGGAGCGCUUGGAGCACAGUAUCAACAACUACUUGCACGUAGUAAGACUACUCCACAUUGAGGGGGAGCAGGUAGGGCCCCAGGCAGAGCUAUGUCUGGGUCGGCCCUCUAAGGAUUUGGGUUUGGUGUUGAAGCACUUUGGGUUUCUGCUAACUGGCAAGCUGGAGUGGCUCAUUGCAGAGAUGGCAAAGGGGUGCAAGGACUGAAAGACUGACUUCUAAUCUUGUAUAAUGGGACCAGACAGGCCCAAUCGAUUUUAACAAUGGUCCAACUUCAAGACAAUGGUGGGCCAUGCACUUUGCCAGAGAUCAGAGACUUACUGAGGAGAAAGUACAUGAUCCAUAAACGACAACACUGUGCCAUCUGCUGGAUCAUAGCUGAACUGACUCACCUGUUGAGAGGCACCUACUGAACUUUUAAAACAGACCAACUGUUCUGAACUGAAUACAGUUUCUGGUGAGUGCUUAUAUAUCACAGAUUCUAUUUAUUUAUUUUAUAGCCUGCAUGAAGGUUGCAUUGACUCUACAUGGUGUGAUAGCACAUGGAAGAUAACUGUGACAGAAUGUGUGACAAUGCGGAGGUAGUGCGGUGCACACACAGGAAGGGACACUUUAUCUAUACACUCCAGGUUAUAAUUAUCACAUGUUUGUGUAUAUAAUACAUUUUGUGUAAAAAUACUAUUUACAAUAUUUUGUAAAAAACAACAACUUGUAAUUAAUCCAAAGAUUAAGACAUAACAGAGUCAAAGCAUCAGUGACCAAAAUAUUUAAGAAAAUAUUUUAAUAUAUUCUCUUUUAAAUAUGUUUUUUUUUCUCCUCUCUUGUAAUGUUAUCCACAUUUUGUAAAAUGUAUCUCUUGUAAGAGUUUUUUUUUUUUAAUGUACAUAUCUAAAUAUUUAAAUAUAUUUUCAUUUAAUUUGUGUUGUGGAUUCUGAACUCAGAAUUUAGCUUUGAAAUGUACAGUAUGUAUCUGUAGUGUAUGCACUAUACAUACAGUUUUACUGCAGUGGAUUUACUAGUAGAAAACAUACAAUACUGUUCAGAAAUUUGGAGAAAUAGUCAGAAAUAUAAAAAAAAGGACUUUCAUUCGGCAAGGUCACAUUAAAUUGAUCGAAUGUGAACGCAAAGACGUUUAUAAUAUUACAAAAGAUUUCAAAUAAAUGCUUCUUUUGAACAUUAUUCGUCAAAGAAAAAUGCAUCACAUUUUACAUAAAACUAUAAAGCAACAGCAUAUCAGCAUAUUAGAAUGUAUUUUCUGAAGGAUUGUAUGAAACUGAAGACAGGCUGAAAAUUAAGCUUUGACAUUAAAGGAAAGAUUACAUUUUAAAAUAUAUUAAGUGGAACAUAGUUAUUUUAAAUCGUAACAAUAUGUCACAUUAUUUACAUAUUUAUUUUACUAAUUUUACCUCACCAAUUCACAAGAAGCCAUGAGUCAGAGAGUCAUGGGAAAAUCUCAUCUUCUGGACUCAUCCCAUAUCUAAAGAGAAGGCAACUAUUUUAAUUUAUGCCUAUUUAUUAUAGGGAUUGUGCUAUGCUUUUGCUGGUUUAGCUGAAUGGGUCCUGGUCGGGUUAUGAUGGUUCAAGAAAUGACAACCAAGAAAUGACAACAAUCUAUAGUUUAUUGUUCUAGAUUUAUCUUUACUUUAUAUCAUUCCAUGAGCUCUCAAAUGAUGAGCAGGAGAAAUUUAAAGUGAAGACCCUAAUGUGUAAAUCAUGUAACAGAUUCCAGUCUCAGACACAAAAUGAGCUGUAGAGAGAACAUCAGGGAGAGCUUGUGACUGAUUGUGCAAUACAAUAGCUGACAGAUUGGUAGGAACUUUGAAUAUGAAUAUAGAAUCUGCUAAAAGACUUCUUUGGUGAUCAAAAGAGACCCUUUUAAAAUCAGAUAUUUGAAUUUGGGGACAAAAGCCCAACUCGGUUAAUUAGUCCAUGUAUGAGAUGAUUAACUUUGAAUGUUAAUGGAAUACUAUGUAAAAUGUCUUCAUUAUAUGCAGUCAUCAUCACUAAGUAUUGAUUCUAGAAGUCUGCACAAAAACCUUUCAAACCUGGAGGACUUUGGCUGUGUCAUCCGAACCCCCUUGACUUAAAAUAUUUACUAAAGUCCUGAGAUUUUAAAUGAUUAUUUCUAUUAUUUAACAACACAUUAAUCACAUUACAAUUUUUUUUAUCUUUUCAUGUUUUAUUUAGCUUAUUUUAAAACUUUUUAUUGUUUUAAUUUGACAUUUUAAUUAUUAUCUUUUCAACUCUACAGUUCUUUCAUUGCCCUAACCUGAUGUAAUCUACUGUUUAAUGAAAUUGAUGAUGUUGACAACAAAGAAUAGAAUAUAUUUUC
Carassius gibelio (silver crucian carp) is the source of this 2905-nucleotide messenger RNA. RefSeq names its product thrombopoietin (gene thpo). The record is from RefSeq and is a predicted model, not a curated record. The transcript has 5 exons. Gene Ontology annotation, cellular component: extracellular region. NCBI's taxonomy places the organism in Eukaryota, Metazoa, Chordata, Actinopteri, Cypriniformes, Cyprinidae. The coding region runs from base 121 to 780 and encodes 219 amino acids. Gene Ontology annotation, molecular function: cytokine activity; hormone activity. Gene Ontology annotation, biological process: cell population proliferation.